CCAUUUUAUUGAAAGCAUCCCCAAAAAGAUAACCCACUUCAAGAACGUCCAGUUCAUGAAAUAUUCGUACCAGGAGUGUUAAGUUGCGGUCACAUCGGACCGGGGUCAAAAUUGUCAAAAUAAAAAAAAUUGAGAUUUCUUGGAGAUUAACGGAUUUUUAAACCAUUUCCUUAACGGACCUUUAAUCCGGUCCGUACGUAAAGUUCCAUUGUUUUUACUUGCCCUAACCGGCUCUGUUAUUCGGGAGAGAGAGGGAUUCUAAAUGGGAAAAGCAGGUCUAGGUCGAGCUCGAGCUCGAGCUCGAGCUCAGGAGCGGAGGCAAUCGAGGCUCAAUGAGGUCGCUCGCCUUAGACAAGUGCCCUAUACUCAACAACAAAGAUGGUGGUGCUCAGAAACAACAGCUGUUGUGACUGGAAGUAACAGAGGAAUUGGAUUUGAGAUUGUUCGACAACUUUCAAAGCAUGGCCUCAGAGUUAUUUUAACAUCAAGGGAUGUUAGUAAAGGUCAGGAAGCCAUGACCUCUUUGCAGAGGGAAGGUUUUAAUGUGGAUUUUCAUCAACUGGACAUUUCUGACCAUGACUCCAUCACACGAUUUUCUGAGUGGAUUGUUCAAAAAUAUGACGGACUUGAUGUUCUGAUCAACAAUGCCGGUGUUAAUUUUAAUCUUGGGUCAGAUAAUUCCAUGGAAUUUGCUGAGGAGGUUAUUAGAACAAACUAUCUGGGCACCAAACUGAUGAUUGAAGCCAUGGUACCACGAAUGAAGCCUUCCCCUUUUGGUGCUCGUAUAGUGAAUGUUAGCUCAAGACUUGGGAGGCUCAAUGGCAGGCGAAAUAGACUAGGAGAUGCAGCCCUGAGGCAACAACUUUCAGAUGAUGCUACACUUUCUGAAGAACUAAUCAAUUGCACUGUUUCAAAAUUCCUUGAACAAGUUAAGCAGGGCUCUUGGGUCUCUGGUGGGUGGCCCCAAAAUUUCACUGACUACUCAGUCUCGAAAUUGGCUGUGAAUGCGUACACUCGCCUCUUGGCAAAGAGGCUGUUGACUCGGUCUGAUGUCCAAAAAGUAUACAUCAAUUGCUAUUGUCCAGGCUGGGUUAAGACUGCCAUGACUGGGUGGCAAGGCAAUAAUACCUUAGAAGAAGGUGCCGAUACAGGGGUGUGGCUUGCUCUUAUGUCUUGUCCACUACCCUCUGGAAAAUUCUUCGCCGAGCGUCGUGAAAUCAGUUUUUAAUUUAAGGUGGUGAAGUCUUAAACAGUGAGAAAAAUUAAGGGAAAGUAUCAAAUCAGUGUCACAAAACACGUCUGCAUGAAUCUUGCAGCUGCUACCCAACCUUGACAGUUUUGAAGUGUGAAAGUGACUAACAUAUCCUUACCUAGGUCUUGAGCAUCCGACCUAGGGUGGCAGGUAAGUAGUCACUUUUUAAGGAAUGAACGGCCAAGGCAGAAGAUCAAACAUUCAAGUUUUCAGAGAACCUCCAUGAUAUUUGCUGGUAUUUGGGCAUGGCUUUGGUUUUCGUCCUAAAUUUACUGUGGUAUAUGGGUUUGAUGACAUGGAAAAGAGCACUUGGCGAUUCGGCCCCAAAUUCAUAAUUUGGAAGAAAGUUUGGACAUUUCGAACUGUUGUUCAAACUGUUCAUAUUGGUUUACUGGAACCGUCCUGCCUCAUGUUGGGUAUUCUUGAGUGUUUAUUGCAACGAUGUUAGAUGUAGGCUAUCAAGUAUUCAAUUAUUUACAAUAUUAGUUCCCAUUCUGUAUGAAUUAUGAAGGAGAUGGAAGAUUAUUCUCUUCGUUUA
Molecule: messenger RNA, 1790 nt
Organism: Amborella trichopoda
Lineage: Eukaryota; Viridiplantae; Streptophyta; Magnoliopsida; Amborellales; Amborellaceae
Product: short-chain dehydrogenase/reductase 2
Cellular component (GO): membrane
Molecular function (GO): oxidoreductase activity, acting on the CH-OH group of donors, NAD or NADP as acceptor
Source: RefSeq, a predicted model, not a curated record